AAUCUACAAGCUGUGUGAAGUUUCAUGUUUGAUGUUGUUUACAAUUUGAAGGAAUACGUUUUAAAUAGUUAUUGUUACAUAAGUGAAGACGUAUUGCUGAAACAUGUUGGUUAGUAUUGUGAAAAACGGUAUUUUCUGUAGAGAUCCCGUAAAAAGAUCGAUAUUAGCAGUAUCUUCUGUAUAUCAAACUGACCGUUAUAAAUCUAAUGCGUCUCACGAGAAAUUACCGGAUAACAUUCAAAUAUUAAAGUCAGUAAGCCAGUCAUCAUCAACGGCUGCUCUGAGAGUAAAAACAAUUAGCAAAGCUAUGAAAGCAUACUUAGAAAGAUCCAGAGGCCAUGAAGAUUUUCUAAAAGUUAAAAAUGAGGAAUUUGAAAUAGGCCGUCAGCAUUUAGCAAAUAUGAUGGGAUUAGAAGUGGGAGAUAUGUCUCAAAAUGAUAUUGACAAAGCAAUUGAAUAUUUAUUACCCUCUGGUCUCUUUGAAAAAAAAGCAAGACCAAUUAUGAAACCCCCUAUACAAUUGUAUCCGAAAGAAAAGGCUGCUCAGUUUGAUGCGAGCGGUAGGCCAUUCAGCCCUUUUUUCUAUACAGGUAAAAGUAAUUUCUAUGCGGCAGUGCAUGAGUUAGUUACAAAAUUUCAUGAACUGGAUGCAUUUGAAGACUCGAUGAUUAAGAAGGGCAUUUGCAACCUUCCUGAGGAAACUGCUCUGAAUUUGUCUGGAGGUGAUUGGCUCUCUAAAGAUGAAAUGCAAAGUAUGUUUUUGGAAAUAUUAACUGAUACAGAAUAUGAUUUUCUAAUUACAACUUUAACGAGAUUGGGAGGUCAUCCGUAUUCCUUUCGCUGCAGUGAUUUAAUUUGGAAAUUCAGAAAAAAAUUUCCAGAUCUAGCAGAUGAGAUCAUUCCCGAACUUAUGACUGAUGAAAACGGUAGACCAUAUAUGGAAAUGAUGGGCUACCGAAAGCUGUGUCAAGCUAAAGUUAUAGUUAGGGGCAAUGGCACUGGGAAAGUUUCUAUCAAUGGUACUGACAUUUUUUAUUUUGAAAGAUUACAAGAUAGGGAACAGAUAAUGUAUCCACUCCACUUUACUGGCAUGUUGGGAUUAGUCGAUAUUGAAGUUGAUGUCAGUGGAGUGGGUGAAUCUGCACGAGCUGGUGCUAUACGUCUGGGUCUUUCUUUGUGCUUAAGAAGUUUUGUUCCUGAGUUAGCCGAAAAAAUGAGAUUAGCUGGUCUCUUGACUCGUGAUCGUAGGCGAAGAGGCCGAAAGAAGCCAGGCCAGAAAGGUUGUCGAGCUAAAUUCACAUGGAAAAAACGUUAAAUGUGAUAUUUUGGAUCUGAAGUAAUAAAAAGCUCUAGUGAAACAAAAUAAGGAAGUUUACUUAAUCAUCACCAUUAAAAAAAAAAAUUUAAAAAAAUUAUCCAUUAUGUUUAAGAAAAAUUAUGUAAUUUUUUGGGCUUAUAUUCUUUCUUUUUAUGUUAAUAAUCUUGAUGUGAUAGAUUAUUAAUCUGUAAAAUGAAGAAAUUUGUAAUAAUAGAUGAAGUUUUUUUCCCUCAAAUGAUAAAAAUUAUUUAUAUAUUAAAAAGUUUUUAUGGA
This is a messenger RNA of Stegodyphus dumicola, 1591 nucleotides long. RefSeq names its product mitochondrial ribosomal protein S9 (gene mRpS9). Gene Ontology annotation, molecular function: RNA binding; structural constituent of ribosome. The record is from RefSeq and is a predicted model, not a curated record. Gene Ontology annotation, cellular component: mitochondrial small ribosomal subunit; ribosome. Lineage: Eukaryota; Metazoa; Arthropoda; Arachnida; Araneae; Eresidae. Gene Ontology annotation, biological process: translation.